AUGACGCGGCCAGGGAUUGGUCUGGUGAAAAAGCUCACAGGGCUGUCGCAUUCAAACACAGGCAGUUCACAAUCCCGCACGCCGGUGUGCCUUGUCUUAGGUGGCACUGGCCUGUUGGGGAAGGCGCUGCAGGCGACAGUCCACGCGCUGGAGGAACAAGCGGGAGAUCUCGAGGGAUAUCGCUUUGUGUUUGUGGGAAGUCGAGACGCUGACCUAAGGCUCUGGUCAGAAACCCAGCUUCUCUUUCAAAAACAUCAGCCAAGUGCCAUUAUUCACCUCGCGGCAAAAGUUGGAGGCUUAUACGACAACAUGCAAAACAAUGAAGCCUUUCUUCGCGAGAACUUGCUGAUAAGCACAAACGUUGUGAAUGCCGCACGGGAGGCAAAAAUCCCCCGAGCAGUCUUCUGCCUCUCCACAUGCGCUUACCCCGAAGCAGUGCCGAAGUUACCGCUUGUCGAAGAGUAUUUACACAUAGCACCAGCCCACCCGUCUAACGAAGGCUACGCAGCAGCCAAGCGUUUGCUGGAGCAGCAAGUUCGCUUUAGCCGUCAACGGCUGGAAGAAGAGAAUCCGGGUCGCGACGGGAAGCUCGUGGUUCGCGGCACUGGACGAACUCUUCGGCAGUUUCUGUUCAGCGAUGAUGCUGCACGGCUGCUGCUCCUCCUGCUAGUGAAGCGGGAGAUUCCACAGACGCAUUGCCUGCUCAACAUGUGUCCCGACUUAGAAGAUAGCGAAAUUUCAAUCAGCAACUUGGCGUUGAUAAUUAAGCAGUGCUCAGGACUUGAAGGGCCACUUGAGUUCGAUGAAGUGGCUCCAGAGGGCGUCUUGAGAAAGCCUGCUGACAAUUCGAAACUGAGAGUUAUUAUCGGUCGUGAAUUCCUUUUCACUCCUCUCGAGGAAGGCGUUCAGAAGACGGUGGACUGGCUGGCAGAAAAUAUAGGUCGUGCGCGCACAUGA
Cyclospora cayetanensis is the source of this 957-nucleotide messenger RNA. Its product is annotated as GDP-L-fucose synthase. The transcript is spliced from 10 exons. The record is from RefSeq and is a predicted model, not a curated record. Bases 1 to 957 code for a protein of 318 amino acids. Gene Ontology annotation, molecular function: GDP-L-fucose synthase activity. Lineage: Eukaryota; Apicomplexa; Conoidasida; Eucoccidiorida; Eimeriidae.